This is a messenger RNA of Colletotrichum karsti, 1494 nucleotides long. RefSeq lists its product as uncharacterized. The record is from RefSeq and is a predicted model, not a curated record. The transcript has 3 exons. The coding region runs from base 1 to 1494 and encodes 497 amino acids. NCBI's taxonomy places the organism in Eukaryota, Fungi, Ascomycota, Sordariomycetes, Glomerellales, Glomerellaceae.
AUGAUGAAAGAUAAGAAGCCCGGCCGGAUGUCCACGACAUCGGAGAAGCGCCGCUCCUUCAUACCCGGCGGCAGCUCCAGCGCCAGCAGUAAUAACAAAGAAUCCAAAGACACGAGUGGGGGCACCAACAGCAGCAGCACGACAGCCUCGAACACAGCUUCUUCAAAAUCUCAAGGGGGCUCGAGUACACAUGUCAUACACAACUCGCGAUCCACAAGCGCAUCGAACAUCAUUGCCCCGCCCCCGCGCGCACACCACGCGCCCUCGAGCUCCUCCGCACCACCGAACCCCGACGAUGGGAACACCGCCCGCGAAGUCGGAAAAGAUGGAAGGGACAAAGAGUCUAGAACGAAAGAUACCCCCGGAGGUAAUAACUCCGGAAACAGCAGUAGUAGUGGCAGUGGCACCGGCGCUGGCAGCGCGCUCCUCAAAGACAAGGACGCCCGCAUAGCGCAGCUGGAACGAGAGCUCGAGAUCAUGGAGCGUGAGUUCACCCGCGAGCUCGACAAGCUCUCACAAAACGAGUCGGAAACAGCCGUCUUCUGGCAGGCCAAGCACAGCGACCUGAAUCAGCAGUACCUCCGCGCGGACGCAGACCUGCGCCUGUUGCGUCAGGAAUCCGAGGCCCGGGACGCCGACCGAGAUUCUUUGAUGCGGGAAGUCGGGGAGUUGAGGGCGCAAGUCAGGGGCCUGAAGGAGUUUGUGAGCACCAGCACGCGGACCAGCGGGCAGACUUCUGACGAGGUCUUCUGUGACGGCAUGGCGAGGUUAGGAAACGGAUUGCAGAACUGGGUCAUUGUCAACUUUCGAAGGGCCAAGUUGGACGUGGCUGCUGCCGGUGAGGAAACUCGCGAGGAGCUGGGGAGAUUGGUUCCGAUGCACGCCGACCUAGAGCCCGCAGCAAAGGUGCAUAUGCUGCAGUCUAUCGUAUCGCGGAUCCUUGUGGACACGAUAUUUGACUCUUACUUCUUUGGUCUGCCGAAGGAGCAGGCAGAUCAACUGAAAGCAGUUGAAGAAAUGCUUUCAUCCUAUGUCGAAUCCCCAGAAGCACUAAAUAACUGGCGCUCCUCGACACUCGCCCUCCUCCAGCGUGAGGCCGAGGCAAAGAUGCAGGAAGAGACGUCAGCAGCAACGGAGCGCGUUAUUGCCCGCGUCAACUCCAUUCUCGACGCCGUGACAGACGCCACGGCGACUGAGGCCCGCGACACAGCUCUCCGUGCCCUUGUCGGCAGCGCGGCAGAUCUGGCGCGGCAACUCGCCGUGCAAAAAGCUGUAUUUCGGAUCCAUCUCCCCGAGAUCCUACCGCACCAACAAACCAAGUUCGAUACCGCCACUAUGGAGGACAUUGGUGGAGAGGAUGAGGAGGCCCUCACGCAGCGCGAUAUCGCGUGCGUCACAUUCCCCGGCGUUAUCAAGCGCGGGGACGAGAACGGCGGGCACAUGCAAUAUCAGAAUAUCAUUGCAAAGGCUAGGGUACUCUGUAGUCCCGAAUGA